AUGGAGAGCGCAGCGCAGCAGCUGAACGUCCCGUUUUAUUUGGGUCAAGUCUUCAGCAAAUGCAAGUGCCAACCUAACUUGUUACUUUAGAAAGUGCACUAAAAACAAUUUAAAAAUAAUUUUUAACAUUUGACGGAGUAGUUUUUAAGCUCUAUUGAAAUAUUGAAAAGCUGAAUUGUGUGUGGUCUUGCCGAAUGAGUCAAGAAGCCACACUAUGAUAGUUGGCAGUUGUAGCAGGAAGCGUUCCUCUAACAUGGAGUGUUAUGGGGAUUCAAGCGAGGAUGACAACAGCACCAGCACCAGCACCAGCAACUCUAUACUACUAACAGAUGACGAGUCAAAGAAGUUUGCAAGACAAAACCAUAGCGAGAUAGAGAAACGUCGACGAGAAAAAAUGAACACAUAUAUCCAAGAACUGUGCAAUAUUAUCCCAUCCUGUAGUGCUAUGAAAUCCAAACUAGACAAGCUAACGAUCCUGAGGAUGGCAGUGCAGCACAUGAAGUCAUUACGUGGGGCAACAAUAUCAUGCAAGGAAGCAAACUAUAAACCAUCAUUUUUAUCGGAAGAUGAGAUAAAGCAGUUGAUAUUAGAGAAUGCAGAAGGUUUUCUGUUUGUAGUGAGUUGUGAUCGAGGUCGAAUCCUCUACAUGUCUGAAUCAGUGAUGACCUAUUUGAAUAUACCGAAGGAAUAUUUGUUAGGACAGAGUAUAAUGGACAUGCUCCACCCAAAGGACAUCGGAAAAGUAAAAGAGCAAUUAUCAUCCUUGGAUCUACUUCCCGCUGAACGUUUAAUUGAUGCUAAAACUGGUAUGCUUGUCCGAUCAGAGGCCUUGCCGUCCCCACCUCAACUCUCAUCCGGUGCUCGGAGGUCAUUUUUCUGUCGUAUGCGAAAGGUCAAUGAACAAACUGUGAAAUCAGAAGCGCCGACCCCACAGAAUUCAAAGAAACGGGUAAAACACAGUCAAGAACGUAAGAACUAUGUAACAGUGCAUUGUACAGGGUACCUAAAGAGUUGGCCGUCAUCCAAAGUAGAAAACUUCAAAGAUAAUGAAAUGGAUAAUGGCAACUGUAAUUUAACAUGUUUGGUUGCAAUAGGCAGAUUACAGCCAAUCUUGGGUAAUCAAAAAAGUAACAGUAAAGAUAUAGCUGUAGAUAACAAUGAAUGUAGCAUUCAAGUCGUGCCGUUAGAAUAUGUAUCACGUUUGGCUGCGGACGGGAAAUUGACAUUUGCUGACCAAAGAGUAACAAUAAUUCUCGGAUAUCUUCCUCAAGAGUUUGUUGGAACAUCUGUUUAUGAAUAUUAUCACAUUGACGACAUACCAAAAAUGGCGGAAUUCCAUAAAUCAGUAUUAACGAGUAAAGAGACACAGCAAGUGGAAUAUCUAUUCAAAGCGAAAAAUGGAGAAUUUCUCAAGUUUCAUUCCAGAAUGUUCUGUUUUCGAAAUCCGUGGACGAAAGAAAUAGAAUAUAUUGUGUCAACUAAUACAACCAUCAAUUUAGAAACUAAUAUACAGCAAUCAAGUAACAACACCAAAUCUCAACUACAGAAAGCAUUAAAUGAUACGAAAGCUGUUAAUGAAGCAAGUGAAAUUCUUGGUCUUCCUGUGGGAACAAGGAUAGGUGCUGGAAAAAUAGGUCGUAUGAUAGCGGAUGAGGUUAUGGAACUAGAAAAAAGUGAAACGUCAAGUCUCGGAGAGAAUUCCUUGAAGAAUUACAGCACAAUACAUAGAAGUCCAAGUAUCUUGUCCUCCCAAUCUUUCACAUACUCAUCUGAUUCAGCAAGUUUGGAUAUAUCAUUGAACUCGUGUGGUUUUAUAGCAUCAUCCGGUAGGAUGACGCAGGCUAAUCAAUCAUCAGCGAGUUGUGCGCCAGUGAGACAAAACCAAUCACAUAGCUCGGUACAAAAUCUUCUUGAACUGUCAUCGAAUGCUCCAUCACCGAGCCCGUUGGGGAAGGAAACAGGAGAGAACAUUGGUGGGGGUGAAGAUGAAGCUGCGAUGGCAUUCAUAAUGAGCAUGUUAGAAGCUGAUGCAGGACUGGGAGGGUCAGUGGAUCUAACUGAGAUGCCCUGGCCAUUUUAAUAAUAAAAGAUGAAAUCUUGAGGGGGAAAAAAACACAAAAAUUCAAAGGAAACUUCCAAUUUUAAACACAGAAUGAAACAAUUCAAUUUUCACUGAUUUACAGACAUUUUACUUUGAAAAUCUUAAAAAUUUAUUACCAGUAAUUUCAGGGUCUAUGCAAAAAAUAUGGGAAUUGUAUUAAAUAUACAUGUGUAAAUUGACAAGGAUAUUUAUAUUUUUCAUUUUGAAUAGGGUAUUUAACUAUACUAUACCGGUUUCCCGCCAUUUAAAGACCACUUCUGGGACCUAGGUUUCCAUUGGUCUUUGAUUUCUUAAUUAGAAUGAGAAAGAUAUUAAACAUUGUUAAUUUAAAGUGGUCUUUAAUUGCAGGCCUGUAGGCAGAAGGGUGCAGAAAGUGUGGUUGCACACCCCGCUCCCCACAAAAAAAAAGGGGAAAAAAGGGUUCACUUUUCACCUAUUAUUUCACAAAAUGGUUGUCUAUAGGCCUACAGAAGGACGUAAAACGGUAUGGUAUUUCUUCACGUCUCUAAAAAUACAAAUUAACGAAAAUUUAAAUCGAAUAUUCACGAAUGGGUUUGAGAAAUGAAUUAUGUAAAGGCCCUCAAGAUGCUACUUUGUUGAAGCUUCUGGGGGAUUCCCCUCCCCCAAAAUCCCUCUCCAGGCUCCUGUCCAAGACCCUCAAAUUCUAAAAUGUCCACUUUUUAAAACCUAUUAUUUCACUAAAAACGUUCCUAAUUACAGUGAAAUGCUACAGUAUAGUAUGCUUUGAAUUUUUGCCAGCUCUUCUAACCGUCGAUUUUUAAUAACUGUGGUACAAAAUUUGUUGGAAAUGAUUAGCUACAAUGAUUGCAGAUUGAUCCAUUAUGAACAAUUUUAUCUGUAGGCCUACAGAUGUAAAGGACAUAAAAACAAUAUUUCUUCAGGUCCCUACAACACCCAAAUGAAUGGAAAUUUAAAAAGAAUAUUCACAAAUUAUGGGUUUCAGACCUCCAAAUUCAAAAGCUUAUUUUUUUUAAUGCCCUUGUAAUUCAGUAAAAACGUUCCUAAAUGCUAUAGUUACUAGCUAUAGUAUGGAUUGCAUGUUAUUUGCCAGCUCUUCAAGCCAUUGAUUUUUAAAUAACUGUGGUAUGAAAUUUGUUGAAAAUUAUCAGCUUCGCUCGCAAAAUGACCUCCCUAUUAAAAAGAUCCUGCCUGCGGUCCUGAAUUAGAUGAGUCUUUAAUUGGAGAGAUCUGUAUAAUUAUGCAAUUCCAAUACGGAAUGAUAUAUUUUAGCUCAUUACAGAAGAUAUAUAGCACUUGUGACCAGCUGACUGUUCAUAGUAUAUCCUGAUGUAUGAAUAAAAAGAAAACCUUAUGUAGGAAUUCAUUACUAAAGCAGUAUAUUUUUAUGACAUUAUAAAGAUAUUACCAAGGUGCCUUUAAAAGAAAGCAAGCAGGUUUUUUUGCAUCAGGGAUGAAUAGCCAAAAAUUGUCUGUGACACUGACAACUAAAAAAUUAUAGAUAACAGAAAGAUGUGGUACGGGCUCAUAACUUCCGGAAGAACGGUCCUUAGAAAAAUGCAGUGACGGCAUGAAACUACUUCCAGAGUAGGAUUAAGACCAAGUUGGCUCGUGGCAAAAAAAUUUUUGGCAAUCGUCAAUUGUUUGGUAGCUCAUUCCAGGUAUAAGAGAUGUAAUAAAUAAAAUAUAUAAAUAUACAUUGAAAAAGAAAUACCUGUAUUGAAAAUGUAUACAUCAUAGUUACCAAUCUGAGAUAUUUGAAAUGCGUGACUACACCAGUUGGGUGGGGGGGGCCGUGCCAGGAGUCAGGGGCUGAACCCUGGAGGCUGGGGCGGAACCUUGGAGGCUGGGGCGGAAUCCUGGAGGCCUGAGUUCCAAUCACAUAAUCAACGGUUGGUUGUGACAAUGAACGCACAAAAUUGCACACGACUACUAGAUUCUACUAAGUGUAUGGUUGGCUGGGUUGUUUUGGUCGGGAAAGAGAAAUUUUCUCGAUAAAUUGAUUCUUGAACAAGAUAACAAAAACUCUUUAAUGACUCAACCUACUGCAUGACCGUUUUUAUAUUUUUUAAUAAUACUAAUUUCUUCUAAUUUUAAAUACAUUUUCCCUUGAAUUUGAAAUCACUUUGAAAUGCGGGACUGUCCCACACGAUGCAAGACGGUUGGUAACUAUGAUACAUUAAAAAUACAUAGUAAGCAUCUACAGAUAUGGAAUAAUGAGCAUUCUAGACAUAAUUGCAUUGCACCCGAUGAUGGUCCAGGUUAGUCGAGAAAUCUGUGAUGAAAAAUAAAGCAAGUCGGUUUAGAUUACAUUUGGUUGAAAGGCCUCUGAACAUAUAAAGAGGUAGAAAAUAACACGUUGAGCUGAAUUGCAUAUGGGCAUGGUCCGUGACAACUGCAGCAGCCUUAGAGAGGUGCUAAGUUCACAUCAUGUAAUGAGACACUUUAUAAUGAUAUUGUUAAUACUUAUCCUGAAGUUAAUAUUUUAAGUAAUUCUAUUAACAAAUUUAGAAAAAUUAUAUUUGAUUACCUUGGGUAAUUUUUCUAUUGUUACUUUUUAUUGUGCAAUAAUUUUUUAUUAACUUCAUUUUUCUUUGUAUGUCAUUGUUUUAUAUUUCUUGUUUGUGUCCGUUCUUAUUUUGUCUGUGUCUUUUUAAGCCAGUAAGUGGCAAUUUAUUUAUUUUUAUUUUCUUUGUAUUUGAAAUAAAAUGAACAAAGAGGCAAUGAUUGCACCAGGAUCUGCCUGACAGAGGGGCUGAUUUUUAUUCCUCUACCAAACCUUCUCUUUUCUCUGAUGGGUGGGGAAGUGGCUAUAGCCCCUCAUUCCCCACUGCAAAGAGGGGUUAUGAAGGACAUUUUAAGUUGUAUAUAUAUAUAUAUAACAGAUAUAAAUUGCAAGAGUUGGAAAAUGUAUGCAAGUAUUUGUGAGCUUUUGUAAGCCAUAUAUUUUGAAGCAUUAUGGAUGUGCACACAAUUGUUAUAAUUUGUUUAUAGUGACUUUCUAUAUGCAGCCUUCAAUCAAGCAAAUACUCCCCUAAUACAAUGGGGAAAGUGCAUUUGUGUGUGUAUAUAAAUAUAUAUAUUUUGUGCUCAGAAGCUUUAAAUAAAAAUGAAAUUUGUGAGUA
Anneissia japonica is the source of this 5205-nucleotide messenger RNA. Its product is annotated as protein cycle-like. The transcript has 16 exons. The record is from RefSeq and is a predicted model, not a curated record. Gene Ontology annotation, molecular function: RNA polymerase II cis-regulatory region sequence-specific DNA binding; DNA-binding transcription factor activity, RNA polymerase II-specific; protein dimerization activity. Bases 215 to 2080 code for a protein of 621 amino acids. Gene Ontology annotation, cellular component: aryl hydrocarbon receptor complex; nucleus; cytoplasm. Gene Ontology annotation, biological process: regulation of transcription by RNA polymerase II. NCBI's taxonomy places the organism in Eukaryota, Metazoa, Echinodermata, Crinoidea, Comatulida, Comatulidae.